Molecule: messenger RNA, 2021 nt
Organism: Pocillopora meandrina
Lineage: Eukaryota; Metazoa; Cnidaria; Anthozoa; Scleractinia; Pocilloporidae
Source: the annotation of a GenBank genome assembly
AUGCUUCUGUUGUUUCAACUCUCCAUUUUCUGUUUCCCAUCAUCCCUCGCGGAGGAAUACAAGUUCUGUGAUGCCAAACCACUUGGCAAAUACUGCUUGGCUGACUACACAGGAUGGCGGGAAUGUUUGAUUGAUGCGUUGGAUGAGCCCGCUGAAGAGCUACAUCAUUGUCCAGCUGGCUCUAAGUAAUGUUUGCUCUCUCUUACUACUGUAGCUGCCGUCGAUAGGCAGACAUAUUGAGAGAAGAAUCCUACUUCUUCUUCUCGUCCAAUAAGUAUAAAUAAGGCUAAAACUGCUUAUUAUAUUUGAAAAAUUCUGUUUUAAAGAUGUGUAUGCAAUGGCAAGCUGGAACAAGGCUCCUGUGUGACGCAUGCGCGAAACCCAUGCGUCCGUUCUGCGGACGAACGCGUUCGGCCUGAGUUUCCCCAGUCGUACUUUGGCGUAAUAUUUGUAACAGACGCGUUCUGUGACAAGGAUGGUUGCGAAGGACGCAUUGUAGUGAGUGAAAAAUACCGAGACAACAAGAAAGGUGGCAGAUCACGUGAAGAUCUCGUGAUGGGGCUGACACAGCACAUGACAGUGAUAAUUGUGCGCGAAGGGGAAGGGUGGUCUCAGGUGAAUAAUACAUUGUAGUCUUCAGACUCCGAGGAUUACGGAUUUAAAAAAUUAAGUGUCCAUUUCGGCCCACUGGGUAUGGAUAAUGGUGUGCUCUGGGGAGACGAUUGACCCAAAAUGUUAUUCUCGUCGACAGGAUUUUUCUCACCUCCAUAAUAGUAGCAUAGAAACAGAAAACUAAACAUUCUGGAAAGUACUUUGGAAACAUUUCAACUACAAAAACAAACAAAGUACAAAAAAAUUGAAUAAAAAGGAAGAAACAGCUAGAUAGUCAAAAUUUUUCGUCGAUUCUGAGAGUUUUUGUGAAGCUCUACUGACCAUGAGCAGUGUUAAGGCCAAGAAGAGGAAACACUUAUUAGUUCCAACUCAUCAAACAUUAGUUAUUGAUCCUUGAAUUCCCACGAGUGAUUAAGAGAGAAUUUCUCCUUAAAAUAUUACAAGUGAUGAGAAUAACUAAAAAAUUAAAAAAGGAGAUUUUUAGUUGAUUCAGUACCCAAUUUUCAGGAACUAACGUCAUAAGAAUUGUAGGGUAGACAGUAAAGAGAAUUACAAAUUACAUCUUGGGAGUGAAAGGGUUAAACAUUCUCGUCCACAAUUGUAAAAGAACCUGCUCAUCGCAACCCAGUUCGGUAACAUCUUUCACGAUGCCACCCUCAUAAGUAGCAAUUCCUCAAUUUUUUGGCUUGUUCUCUACCUAGUACGCCAUAGACUUGAGGGAGGGCACACCUUUGUGUAACAAGACCAUGCUUCCGGAAUUCCGAGGCCUCAUGAAGGUUCCCGACAAUUUCCAAUACAACGGCACAGUGGAAAUCCUGGGCGUCGAAUGUGAAGACUGGAUUUACGAAGCCAACAGUCAGGGAAACUUUAGUGCCGUGAAGGAUAAAGCCAAAAACGUUGGAUUCAGCCAAACAGUUCGCAACAAAAUUCUCACUCGCCUCACAGAUAAUUUAGAGACGAAUACUCUCGGUGGCGGAGGUCAAAUUGUUGAAGUGCAUCACAUCUAUGUGGCUAAAAUCAAUGGUACUAAUGUACCACUGAAGGUAGAAUUCGCCAUUGCUAUUCCUAAACAAAAAAUUUUCACUCACUAUAAGGAAUUCAUGGUCGCCUAUUACCCAAAUAAGUCCAUCAGCAUCAGCAGCGAGUUUCGGAUGUUUGAUCUCCCGGAUGUAUGCACGAGUAAGGAUGAGGGGGAGGGUGGGGCGAUUGAUGACGUACCACUGGAUAUUCAAACUGUCAAACGCCAUCAUCGAAAGGAGGGAAUGAAUGCUGGAGACAAUGAGUUUCCAACAACGAAGCGAUUUGUAAUGCCUUCGGUCACGCACGAAAUGGGUGACGCCUCCGACAUUUUGGAGCACUAUAGAGUGGCAGAUCAAGUAAUGCAUGCAAUAAAGAAAAAAAGAAAAUGA